Molecule: messenger RNA, 768 nt
Organism: Necator americanus (New World hookworm)
Lineage: Eukaryota; Metazoa; Nematoda; Chromadorea; Rhabditida; Ancylostomatidae
Exons: 6
Coding region: 1-768 (255 amino acids)
Source: RefSeq, a predicted model, not a curated record
AUGGUUUUCUGCAUGAUAUGUAACGCUCAAGUAACCUACAAAUCAACACGGGCGUUAUCGGCAAAUCGUCAAUGUCUUGGCAUCUUAUUAUCCUCACUUAUGCUUUUCGAAUAUGCCGAUGUGAAACAGAUGCGGGAAGCGUAUGCGGAAUGUGGAAAACAGAAUAAGCGCCUAUGUGAAGGUCAUCAUGCCCGAGCAGCGUAUUUUCUUAUUGCUGAAAUGGAAAAAUUUGGUGCGCUAUCGCGUUACAAAGAACCAGGAGCGCGUAACGGUACCGUUUAUGUGAAUGAGGGAGAUAUUCCUCAGGAGAUUUUAGACUCUCUUAAUGCUACUGUUAAGAAACUGGACUUAGAAAAUGUCCUCACACCAAGGAACUUAGCUACUUUCUUAAAUGAUGCAUUAGUGCGAUACUUCAGCGGGAACGAAUGGUACAAAGGCGUAGCGUGUUCUAAAAUGCCUGGCUACAGCGAUCUCUCGAAAAGCUUCAAAGGAAGAAGGAGACCGGCUAGAGUGAUCGACACCAACAAUGUUCGCACUCUUCAGCUGGUUGGAUUCUUGAAGGUGGGCAUGCGUCCUUCCAGCAGUAUGGACGAUAGCACGAACACGAGUAGCGGUGAGGAGAGCGUCCAACGUCUUCCCGCUGCUGAAUCAGAGUCUUUAUUUGAGCAUCCUUUCAUCAAACUUGAACCAUGUUCCGACGAAUCGAAGCCAGUAGCGAAGUACAUUCUACAUUACAGCGCUGAUGUUAAGAUUGAGCCUUCUGUCUGA